CAAAGUUCCUUUUCUCCCUCUCCCUCUCCCUCUUCCUCUCCGAUACAGGAGGCACAGAUACAUGUAAAUCGGGAGUUCUGUGGUUGCAGAAACCCUAACAUUGUGAGAUUCUGAUCUGAAGGAGAAAUGUCGUCUAAGGGGAAGGGGAAGGCGGUGGCUUCCGGCAAGCGGAAAAACAUCAGUAGCGGCGAAGAGACUGGUCGGAAGCGGAAGAACCGAGGCGUCCUCCAGUUCUUCGAAGAUACUGCCGAUAUCGGCGACACCGAUGACAGCGAAGACAGUGAUUUUCGAGAUGAUUUUAUGGAAGAAGAACCAAAGCUUAAGGUUAAGAGUGAACCUGGAAAAGUCCAUAACCUUCCAUUUUAUCCCAAGGAAGAGGUGAUAGAUGAGGAAGAGUUUGAUAAGCUGAUGGAAGAAAGAUACAAGGAUGGUGCGGGGUUUGUUAAAUAUGCAGAAGAUUCUUAUGAGGACAAGCAAUCGAUUGAAAGGAAUUCUUUAAUGCCUUCUGCAAGGGAUCCCACAAUAUGGAAAGUUAAAUGUUCUAUUGGACGUGAGAGGCAUUCAGCUUUCUGUCUCAUGCAGAAGUUUGUAGACUUGAAAUCCUUAGGCAACAAAAUGCAGAUAAUGUCUGCCUUUGCUGUUGAUCACAUCAAGGGUUUUAUUUAUGUUGAAGCUGAUAGGGAAUGUGAUAUUGUGGAGGCAUGUAGAAGUCUCUGUAAUAUAUAUUCUUCUCGAUUGGCACCGGUUCCUAAAAAUGAAGUUACUCAUUUGCUGUCUGUGCGGAGUAAACAAAGCGAUGUUUCUAAGGGUAUGUGGGUUCGUGUGAAGAGUGGAAAGUAUAAAGGGGACUUAGCAGAGGUUGUGGCAGUCAACCAGGAUCGAAGAAAAGCAACAGUUAAACUUGUGCCAAGAAUUGAUCUACAAGCAUUGGCUGGAAAAUUUGGUGGUGGGAUUUCGAUGAAGAAAGCUGAAACCCCAGCUCCAAGAUUGAUUACUUCUAGUGAACUUGAGGAGUUUCAGCCUCUCAUUCAACGUAAACGAGAUCGUGAAACUGGCAUGGAAUUUGAUUUUCUUGAUCGUCUGAUGCUCAAGAAUGGUUUUCUAUACAAAAGAGUACCUAUUGAUUCAUUAAGCUUCUGGGGCAUUAUUCCUUCUGAAGAGGAGCUCUUGAAGUUUACAUCUUCUGAAAAUAAUGAAUCUGAUGAUGUAGAAUGGCUUUCGCAGCUCUAUAGUGAAAGAAAGAAAAAAAGGACUCUGAAAUUAGAGGAAGGAGGUGAAAAAGGAGAGGGUUCAUCAGGUUCUAACUUGGAGAAUAGUUUUGAACUUCAUGAUCUUGUGUGUUUUGGCCGGUCUGGGAAAGAUUUUGGUCUUAUUGUUGCCAUGGAAAAAGAUGAUUGCUACAAGAUCUUAAAAGAGGGUUUAGAAGGACCUGUUGUGGUAAAUGUUGGAAAGCACGAGCUAAAAAGUGGACCACUGGAUGUGAAGUUCAGUUCUAUGGACAAUCACAAGAAGAGCCUAUCAAUCAAUGAUACUGUCAAGGUUUUGGAAGGUCCAUAUAAGGAUAAGCAAGGGAUUAUAAAGCAAAUAUACAGAGGGGUCAUAUUUCUGUAUGAUGAGAAUGAGACAGAUAAUGGUGGUUUCUUCUGCUGCAAAUCACAAAUGUGUGAGAAAAUCAAGCCUUUUAUAGAUCCAUGCAGUGAGAAGUGUGGUGAGAAAGGUUUUUCAGGUUUUGAAGAUUUCUCGUCAUCUCCUAAAUCCCCAUUGUCACCUGAAAAGCCUUGGCAAGCAGAUGAAGUGAAAACUGAUUUCAAUCGGGGGGAAAGGGAUGGCAUGUUUUCAGUUGGUCAAACUCUACGAAUCCGAGUGGGUCCUUUGAAGGGGUACAUUUGUCGUGUCUUAGCUGUUCGUCGUUAUGAUGUUACUGUGAAGCUUGAUUCUCAGCAGAGGGUUCUCGCAGUUAAAAAUGAGCACCUUUCUGAGGUUCACAAGAAAAGCUAUGCCACACCUACAAGCGAGGACAAUGGGUCCAGUUCAUUUAAACCAUUUGAUCUGCUUGGAACUGAAGGCGGUUCUGGAGGCUGGAUGGAUAGAGCUGGAACAUCUGUAGAGGGCACUGGCUGGAAUACUGGAGAACGAUCUGGUGAAGGGAGUUCUUGGCCUAGUUUCACUGGGGCUGGUGGUUCAGCAUUUGGAGAGGAUGAAUCAAAGAAAGAUGGUGAAGAUUCUGCCUGGGACUGUAAGAAGACACCAAAUCAGAAUUCGUCUUGGGGUGCAGCAGUUGGUUCAGAUGAUAAUGGCCCAAAGAAAGGUACUGUGCAAGGUGGUGGUUGGGACUCUUGGGGCAAAAAGAAGGAUUGUGGGGAUGGUGAUGGAAUGUCUUGGGGCAAAGCUUCAGAGGUCCAAGACAAAGACACUGCUAAGGCUUUUCAGGACAAUUCUUGGGGAAAAGUCACUGAAAAUUCAAAUAGCGGCUGGGGAGAUGCUGGUGGGUCCUGGUCCAAACGGGGAGCAGAGAACAGUGAAGAACAAAGUGGCUGCUGGAACUCAGGCUCAAGGGAUACUGCUGCCAAGCAGGAGGGUAACUGGGGAAAAAAAGGCAACAUGGAUGCUGGACCAAGUGAUGCUGCUAGAAAUGAAGAGUCAGCAUGGGGUAGCAAAAGCAGUUUGAAGUCUGGAGCCAAUGACGUAAAGACAGGAUCUGACUGGGGCAAGAAAAACAGUUGGAACUCUGAAUGUGAUGGAGCAAAGCAAGGUAGUACUUGGGGCAAGAAAGAAGGGAAUGCAGGAUCUGGCAACACAAACCAAGACUCUAGUUGGAGCAAGAAAAGGGACUGGAACUCAGGAUCUGGUGGUGCGGGCUUGGAUUCCAGUUGGGGAAAGAAGAAUGAUGUUGACCAGAAUUCUUCUUGGGGCAAGAAAAACAGUUCCAGUUCUGAAUUUGGUGGUGCCAACCAAGAAUCUAGUUGGAGCAAGAAAAAUGAUGCAAACCAGGAUUCCAGCUGGGGCAAGAAAAGAGACUGGAACUCAGGAUCUGGUGGUGCUGGUGAGAAUUCUGGUUGGGGAAAGAAAAAUGUUGACGAGAAUUCUUCUUGGGGCAAGAAAAACAGUUCGAAUUCUGAUUUUGGUGGUGCCAACCAAGAAUCUAGUUGGAGCAAGAAAACUGAUAGGAACUCGGGAUCUGGUGAUGCAAACCAGGAUUCCGGCUGGGGCAAGAAAAGAGACUGGAACUCAGGAUCUGGUGGUGCUGGUGAGAGUUCUGGUUGGGGAAGGAAAAAUGCUGUUGAUGAGAAUUCUGGUUGGGGCAAGAAAAACAGUUCAAACUCUGAAUCUGGUGGUGCAGACCAAGAAUCUGCUUGGGGCAAGAAAAAUGAUUGGAGUUCAGGAUCUGGUGAUGCAAACAAGAAUUCUAGUUGGGGAAAGAAAAGUGAUAUGAUGUCAGGAUCUGGAUAUGCAAAUCAGGACUCUGCUUGGGGGACAAAAGGCAGUUGGAACUCUGGGUCUGAUAGUUCAAGCAAAGAUUCUGGUUGGGCCAAUAAGAGUAACUGGGGAUCUGGUGAUACAAACCAGGAUGCCAGUUGGGGCAAAAAACGCAACUGGAAUUCUGGAAAUGAAAACGACCAAACUGAUGCUUCCAGUAACAAGGGAAGUGGUGGAAGUUGGAGAGGAGGUUUUGGAAGUGAAGAUGGGUCAGACAGGGGGGGCUUUAGAGGCAGAGGAAAUUCUGACAGAGGUGGUUUUCGAGGUAGAGGUAGAUUUGACAGAGGAGGUUUUGGAGGGCGGGGUAGUGAUAGAGGAGGGUUUGGAGGUAGAGGUAGUGAUAGGGGUGGCUUUAGAGGUAGAGGUGGGGAUAGAGGUAGCUUUGGAGGUAGAGGCCGUGGAAGGAGGGAUCAAGGUGGUGGUUCUGGUGAAGACAGGUCAUUCAGCUGGAACAAAGGGGAGAACAGUGGUGAUGGCUGGAAAAGUAAUGGUGGAGGUAAGUGGAACCAAGGAGGCAGCGACAAUAGCCAGCGGAAGAGUUGGCAGUCUGGAAAUGAUGCAACUACAGACCAGGGAUCUGCUUGGGCUAAAAAUUCAGCUGGUGGAUGGAACAGGGAAGGUACAAGCAGCAAACAAGCUAGUACUUGGAAUAGCCAAGGAUCAUCUGGUUGGGGAAAGGAUGCUGGUGAUGGUAAAGAUACUGCUGGUGGAUGGAACAGUGGAGGUGGCUCAACAAACAGCAAACAAGCUAGUACUUGGAAUAGCCAAGGAUCAUCUGGUUGGGGAAAGGAUGCUGGUGAUGGUAAAGAUACUGCUGGUGGAUGGAGCAGUGGAGGUGGCUCAACAAACAGCAAACAAGCUAGUACGUGGAAUAGCCAAGGAUCAUCUGGUCAGGGAAAGGAUGCUGGUGAUAGUAAAGAUCCUGCUGGUGGCUGGAACAGUGGAGGUGGCUCAACAAGCAGCAAACAAGCUAGUACCUGGAAUAGCCGAGGAUCAUCUGGUUGGGGAAAGGAUGCUGGUGAUAGAAAAGAUCCUGCUGGUGGCUGGAACAGUGGAGGUGGCACAACUAGCGGCGAACAAGCUAGUGGUUGGAAUAGUCAAGGAUCAUCUGGUCAGGGAAAGGAUGGUGGUGAUAAUAAAGAUCCUGUGGGUGGCUGGAACAGUGGAGGUGGCAUAACUAGCAGCAAACAAGCUAGUGGUUGGAAUGGUCAAGGAUCAUCUGGUUGGGGAAAGGGUGGUGGUGAUGGUAAAGAUCCUGCUGGUGGCUGGAACUAACUCAGUGGAAACAAAUGGAUAAUAAUGUAGAUAACCUUUCUGCUUUUUGCACAGUUAAGGUGGGAUUAGAACCUUGGUGCCAUUGCUAUCGAAGCAAAUGAUUAAUGAUCCAUGGAUUUUGAGACAUUAUGUAGAUGAACAAAACAUCUUUGUUUCGAGGCAGUAUGUCUGCAGUAGUUAAGCAGGCAUGGCAUGCCCUUAAGUAGUAGUUGUUAUCUGUUAUUUUGGCUUUGUCCUAACUGACCUUGUUUAGAACAUCUUUAUGUCGGUUUUCAUUAUGUUUCUUUCUAGUCAUUGUUGUUACCCAUUCUGUUUGAUGGCACAAGGCCAACGGCCCUGUGACUGUGAGCUU
This is a messenger RNA of Rubroshorea leprosula, 5104 nucleotides long. Lineage: Eukaryota; Viridiplantae; Streptophyta; Magnoliopsida; Malvales; Dipterocarpaceae. The record is from the annotation of a GenBank genome assembly.